Manihot esculenta (cassava) is the source of this 1108-nucleotide messenger RNA. Its product is annotated as ADP-ribosylation factor-like protein 8c. Gene Ontology annotation, biological process: protein transport. Lineage: Eukaryota; Viridiplantae; Streptophyta; Magnoliopsida; Malpighiales; Euphorbiaceae. Bases 294 to 848 code for a protein of 184 amino acids. Gene Ontology annotation, molecular function: GTP binding; GTPase activity. The transcript has 6 exons. The record is from RefSeq and is a predicted model, not a curated record.
AAAAAAAGAAAAAAGAAGCCAAAUGGCACAGAUGUCUCCAGGCAGGUUACUACCCACGAACGUCGAAUGUCGUGAGCGAUGGACAGCGGUUAUUACCACGGACGACAGUGCAACAACAUACCAGAAAAACUGACCAUUUUCAUAUAAAUUUAUCAUAAUUGAUUCCUUCAUCUCAUCCUACAACUUCCCUUCUUGCUUUCUACUUCCCUUCCAUAUUUAAAUUUUAAUUCAUUGGCUCCUCUUCUUCUCUGUGUUUCGCUCUGUUGAGUUGAAAAGUUUUCGUUUUUCUCCAAAUGGGCCUCUGGGAUUCCUUUCUUAACUGGCUCCGGAGUUUAUUCUUUAAACAGGAAAUGGAGCUAUCCCUUGUAGGCCUUCAGAAUGCAGGAAAGACAUCUUUUGUUAAUGCUGUUGCUACAGGAGGGUACAAUGAGGACAUGAUUCCCACUGUUGGAUUUAACAUGAGGAAAGUUACAAAAGGCAAUGUGACAAUAAAGCUCUGGGAUCUCGGAGGGCAGCGGAGGUUCCGAAGCAUGUGGGAGCGUUACUGUCGUGGUGUCUCUGCAAUUCUAUAUGUAGUUGAUGCUGCUGAUAGAGAUAGUAUUCCUGCGGCUCGAAAUGAGUUGCAUGAACUCUUGGUAAAGCCUGCCUUAAGUGAAAUCCCUUUGCUUGUUCUUGGCAACAAAAUCGACAAGCCUGAAGCUCUUUCAAAGCAAGCUUUGGUGGAUCAGCUAGCACUUGAAUCAAUUAAAGAUAGAGAAGUGUGCUGCUAUAUGAUUUCUUGCAAGGAAUCUGCAAACAUAGAUGUUGUCAUUGACUGGCUUAUCAAGCACUCGAAAAAGGCUAAAUGAUCGUUGGUUUAAUCGGUUAUCCUGAUUAGUCUUCCUUCCUAAAUCUGAUGUAGGUGAAGAUCCUCAAGCUUGGGGAAGAAUUGCUGAUAUUGUUGUAUUUGGUUGUGUUUCAAGCAUUUUGUACAGUUUUGCACUAUUGAAGCAAGGUGUUCAUGCUUUGCUUUACUUGAUUCUUUUGUUCUGUUGUUUCUGACUUGAGAGGGUAAACAUGUUUGUUCUAUCAAUUUGCCUUUAUUUCAUAAUAUUGAGCAUUGAUUCAA